AUGAACGCAGUUGACAACCCUCUCAUAGAAGCGGUUCGAGCUGAGAAUGUUGACCAGGUUCAACAGAACAAGCAUCUAGCAGGAGGAGCAGACUCGAAGGGCAACACUGCCCUUAUUUUGGCAGCAAAGGCGGGUAACACUCAGAUAGCGGAAAUAUUGGCUCCUCUAGAGGCGAGAAGUGUGAAUGCACAAGGUCUCACUGCACUGAUGUGUGCAGCCAAGAAUGGGUCUAAAGAUAUAGUAAGCAUUCUGGCUUCUCGAGAAGGAAAAUUACUGAACAAAAGAGGAAAAACUGCCAUGAUGUAUGCAGCAGAAGCGGGUCACUAUGACGUCGUUCUCGACCUUGUGGAGCUAGAGAAAUGCAUGCAGAACGACGAGGGAAAGACCGCCAUGAUGUACGCUGCGGAGGCAGGACAUGAUGCCGUCGUUGCAACCCUUGUAGAGUACGAAAAACACAUGACGAACAACAAGGGCAAGGCUGCCAUCCACUAUGCAGAGCUUGGCGGCCAUAGUGGCGUCAUGGCCAUCCUUACCGAGGAAGAGGACUUAUUGGGUCAAGGGCGUUUUGCUGCCUCUGUGCUUCAAGACUCCAGCGGUGGAGAGGAUGUUGCGAUCAUACAUCACCUAGCUGCAGAGUCAUCUGGCAUCCUGGGUGCAAGCACAACGUCUGCAUUUUCAUCCAUGACUGAGCGUGAACAGACUGUCCGGCAGAGGGCAUCAAUACGAGACCGAUCACGAACUCAUUCACCAACUUCCGUGUCACGAACGAGGGAUUCGAGCAUUGCGAUUCGGGAUCCUUCACCCAGCAAACGAGGAUCUAUGAACUUAUCUAAAACCUCCUUUACAGACUCAACUGCUGUUUCCUUUAUGACGGAUGCUAUGGUGUCAACGCAGGAGGGACAAUCGUCUGGAAUACCUAUGCCUUACAUCCUUGCCCAACCAAAAGAUAGGAGCCCCCCUCAGCAGGCUGAUCCUAUUACUUCAUUGGAUGAGCAAGUAGAAAAAGUAGAGCAAGCUGACAUAAAGUUGCAGCCCGUAGAUGCCGUGGGCUUGGCUAAAAAAUACACCGAUUCCUCUUGGAAUGCUAAGGUGUCAGCCACUGGGACCCCAUCACUCAAUGAGCCGUAUUCAUGGCAGAAGGAGACAGCCCAAAAGUAUCUUUCUCCACUCAGCUCAGAAGCCACUCCGAAGAAAAGUGAUGCAACUGCAGAGAAACCCGUGACAUACAUUAUUGACGACCCACGCAUAGCUUCCAGCCCAAUAUCUAAUGUCUUUAUUAAGCACACACCAGUCGCAGGAACACUGCCCCGUCCACUGGUUUAUAAAAAUGUUGCACAGCCCCGCUCAGAGAUGCAAGGCAGCAUACCUGCCCCACCAGCUGAUGACGCACCGUCUUUGACGAGCAUAUCCGUAGAAGACAAUGUGACUGCAGAUGGAAGGUCAAUGCUCAGCCACGCAUACUCACAGGCAGAUACAAAUACACGCGAAGAGAUACGCAAAGUUAAUGCAGAUAUCCACGACCUUAUCAAGGAGCUAACCGUGCUUUCUGACCAGAUUCGGAUUAAGGAGAAGGAGUGCGAAGUGUACCGAGCGCAGCUAAGCCGUGCCGAUACAACUAGACAAAUAUACAGCGACUCAUAUCAAUUACAGGGUACUGCAGCAACACACACAAAGCAAAGUGCAGAAGCUAGGAUUCUAGAGCUGCACUCUCUUGAAGAGCAAAUUGAUGACAAGCAGCGAGAAAUAGAUGCAAUGAACUUGGAGAUACGUGGCCUAGAGGAGCUUAACUAUGCGCUAGAACGCCGUGUAAUCCUUAAGGAAAAUGAACUGAGCGCCAUGAGAACAAAGACCAAGUUACUCGACGAGCACGCAGCCCAGGCAUCGCAGGACAGUAUUGACGAGGCAGUAAGGAACAAGACAAGCACUAUGCUCAUAGCACAGGUAAGAGGUCAGCGACAGGAAAUAUCCCAGCUCCAAGCAAAACUCCAGGCAUGCGAACAAGAGCACAGAGAACUUCAAAUACGCUGCACAGCAAGCCAGCAAACUGCAGAUGAGCUCAUGAAGCUCAUGAAGCAGCUUAAUGCCAACGCUUCUAAACCUAAGGGUCCUGUGUUGCCUCCGCCGGGGGUCCCCGUAGCAAUCGCCAUUCCAUGCUGCCACAUGAUUAUUGACCCUAAGAGGUCUGUUAAGCUGGCCAGCAAUCCUGUUUGUCCCAAGUGUAACAAGGUAACUUUAGAGCUUUUAUUUGUAGAAGACUCGUAG
Messenger RNA from Giardia duodenalis, 2262 nucleotides. RefSeq names its product Ankyrin repeat protein 1. Gene Ontology annotation, molecular function: protein binding. The coding region runs from base 1 to 2262 and encodes 753 amino acids. The record is from RefSeq and is a predicted model, not a curated record. The transcript has a single exon. NCBI's taxonomy places the organism in Eukaryota, Fornicata, Diplomonadida, Hexamitidae.